ACAUCUACUUCGCCUUUUCUUGACCUCUGCUAUUGGUAGUUGGCUUUCGUUUAGCGUCGGCAGAAGUAAUCUGAAUUAACUCCUUUACUUAAAUUUUUUUAAGUAGAAAUUCUUUAUAAAAACAUCGAAAAUGUAUGCUGUUUGUGCCACCCCCUUCGUCAGAGCCAUGAUGACCUCAGCUGUUCGACAAUCAGUGAGGCCUUUGAGUGCAGCAGUCGCCACAAAGCGAGAAGUGCAGCCAUUUCGCCCUGUACAAGAAACCAAAGUUUUGCCUCGUCUCACACUUGCCUCAUCUUUAAUUUCUCAAUUUCCACGUGCACUCCAUACUAGCCCAAUUACCAAGGAUAUCGAUUCGGCUGCAAAAUUCAUUGGAGCUGGAGCCGCUACAGUAGGUGUUGCUGGUUCUGGAGCCGGUAUUGGUUCAGUCUUCGGAAGCCUAAUUAUCGGAUAUGCCAGGAAUCCAUCUUUGAAGCAGCAGCUCUUUUCCUAUGCUAUCCUAGGAUUUGCUCUUUCUGAGGCUAUGGGUCUGUUUUGCUUGAUGAUGGCCUUUUUGCUAUUAUUUGCAUUUUAAACUGUUUAACAGCAUAGAAGAAAGACUCUUGAUUAAAUAGACCCAGAACUCUCAUGUUGCAAAAAUAGGGAAAAGUGCGUUGUAAUUGGUUAAAUAAAUUGUCAAACUCAAA
Messenger RNA from Argiope bruennichi, 683 nucleotides. RefSeq names its product ATP synthase lipid-binding protein, mitochondrial-like (gene ATPsynC). Lineage: Eukaryota; Metazoa; Arthropoda; Arachnida; Araneae; Araneidae. The record is from RefSeq and is a predicted model, not a curated record. The transcript has a single exon. The coding region runs from base 131 to 571 and encodes 146 amino acids. Gene Ontology annotation, molecular function: proton transmembrane transporter activity. Gene Ontology annotation, biological process: proton motive force-driven ATP synthesis; proton transmembrane transport.